CUUCUUGUUUUCUCACAGGCCUAAUGUUACAGUUUUUCUGAUUGUGAGUGUGCAGACCAGAUGCUGAGUGUGAAAACAAAUAAUGUUUGAGAAAGGAGGAGUAAUUCAGAACAGGAAACACGUAUGCUAUGGUUAGCUGGUUCCCAUCAUUCGAGAAUCUGUUUUCUCAUUGUGUGAAACUUGUUCAGCAUCGGGAUAAAGGAUAACGACUCUAUGGAUAUACAGAAUUCUUCACCAUGGUAAAACUCGCCAACCCGCUGUAUACAGAGUGGAUUUUGGAGGCAAUCAAAAAGGUAAAGAAGCAAAAACAGCGUCCUUCAGAGGAGAGGAUAUGCAAUGCAGUGUCGUCUUCGCAUGGUUUGGACCGCAAAACUGUUCUGGAACAGUUGGAGUUGAGUGUUAAAGACGGAACUAUUUUAAAAGUCUCCAACAAGGGUCUCAACUCCUACAAGGAUCCUGAUAAUCCUGGGAGAAUAGCACUUCCAAAGCCUCGGAACCAUGGCAAGUUGGAUGGUAAACCAAAUGUGGACUGGAAUAAACUUAUCAAACGGGCAAUCGAGGGCUUGGCCGAGUCUAGUGGCUCAUCCUUGAAGAACAUCGAGCGCUUUCUGAAAGGUCAGAAAGAUGUGUCUGCAUUAUUUGGGGGUGGCGCUGCCUCCAUUUUUCACCAGCAAUUGCGAUUAGCUGUCAAACGUGCUGUUGGCCAUGGAAGGCUCCUUAAAGAUGGACCUCUGUACCAACUCAACACUAAAGCAACCACUAAUGCUGAUGGGAAGGAGAGUUUUGAGUCUCUUUCCUGUCUCCCUCCAGUGUGUCUCCUUCCCCACGAAAAGGAUAAGCCGGUUGCUGAACCAAUUCCUAUCUGCAGUUUCUGCCUUGGUACAAAAGAGCAAAAUCGGGAGAAGAAACCUGAAGAGCUCAUCUCUUGUGCUGACUGUGGCAACAGUGGUCAUCCGUCCUGUUUGAAAUUCUCUCCAGAGUUGACAGUUCGAGUGAAAGCCUUGCGAUGGCAGUGUAUUGAGUGCAAAACAUGCAGUUCCUGUCGAGAUCAGGGCAAAAAUGCUGAUAACAUGCUGUUUUGUGACUCAUGUGACCGUGGCUUUCACAUGGAGUGCUGUGACCCGCCUCUUACCAGGAUGCCAAAAGGUAUGUGGAUAUGUCAAAUAUGUCGGCCACGGAAGAAAGGAAGAAAACUCUUACACAAGAAAGCAGCACAGAUAAAACGACGCUAUGCUAACCCAAUAGGACGUCCCAAAAACAGGUUAAAGAAUCAAAAUACAACAUCAAAAGGCCCUUUCAGCAAAGUUCGAACUGGCCCUGGUCGGGGUCGGAAGCGUAAGAUCACUCUGUCCAGCCAGUCAGCAUCAUCAGAAGGAGGAUACCUGGAGCAGACAGACGUCUUGGACUUCUGCAGAGAUGGCAGCACGACCUUGAAGUUCAACAAGAAAACCAAAGGGCUUAUAGAUGGCCUUACUAAAUUCUUCACUCCCUCCCCUGAUGGACGAAAAGCUCGAGGGGAAGUGGUAGACUAUUCUCAGCAGUAUAGGAUCAAGAAAAAGGGUACCAGGAAAUCUAGCACUUCAGAAUGGCCCACAGACAAUCAAGAUGGCUGGGAUGGAAAACAGGAAAAUGAGGAGCGUUUUUUUGGGAGCCAGGAUGUCUUAACCGAAAAAGACAUGGAGUUGUUUAGAGAUAUUCAGGAACAAGCACUGCAGAAAGUAGGGGUGACUGGCCCUCCUGAUCCACAAGUCCGAUGUCCUUCUGUCAUUGAAUUUGGCAAGUAUGAAAUCCAGACCUGGUACUCCUCUCCAUAUCCACAGGAAUACUCAAGGCUACCCAAGUUGUACCUUUGCGAAUUCUGUCUAAAAUAUAUGAAAAGCAGAACUAUUCUCCAACAGCAUAUGAAAAAAUGGGGCUGGUUUCAUCCUCCAGCCAAUGAAAUUUACAGAAAAAACAAUAUUUCGGUCUUUGAGGUUGAUGGCAACGUCAGCACUAUCUACUGCCAGAAUUUGUGCUUGUUAGCCAAACUCUUCCUGGACCAUAAGACACUCUAUUAUGAUGUGGAGCCGUUUCUUUUCUACGUGCUGACACAGAAUGAUGUCAAGGGCUGUCACCUUGUUGGCUACUUUUCCAAGGAAAAACACUGCCAGCAGAAGUACAAUGUUUCCUGUAUAAUGAUUCUUCCACAAUACCAGCGUAAGGGCUAUGGCAGGUUCCUAAUUGACUUCAGCUAUUUGCUUUCAAAGCGUGAGGGUCAAGCAGGAUCACCAGAGAAGCCCCUGUCAGACCUGGGGCGCCUCUCAUAUAUGGCUUAUUGGAAAAGUGUAAUAUUGGAGUGCCUUUAUCAUCAACGUGACAAACAGUUAAGCAUCAAGAAAUUGAGUAAACUGACUGGAAUCUGCCCUCAAGAUAUCACUUCCACUCUACAUCACCUACGAAUGCUUGACUUCCGUAGUGAUCA
This is a messenger RNA of Tauraco erythrolophus (red-crested turaco), 2461 nucleotides long. The record is from RefSeq and is a predicted model, not a curated record. NCBI's taxonomy places the organism in Eukaryota, Metazoa, Chordata, Aves, Musophagiformes, Musophagidae.